Messenger RNA from Pseudonaja textilis, 1026 nucleotides. The record is from RefSeq and is a predicted model, not a curated record. Lineage: Eukaryota; Metazoa; Chordata; Lepidosauria; Squamata; Elapidae.
CGGGAGUCUCAGCUUCGCUGCCGAGGAAAGGCUUGGAGGUGGUCCUGAUGCCGCGUGCUAAAAGAGCUUUGAAGCUGGAAAAUCUUAUUCCAGAAAAAGUGCCAGCAACAUCACCAGUAAAAGGAAAGAAAAAUGGCCUUCUUUUUUCACCAACAACAGGAACAUGUCUAAUAAGUCCAUUUUCAAGUCCCAGGAGUAAUCAUGCCAAAAAACAGAGAAAUGACCUAUCAAAUGUUCUGUCAGGCUGCAGAAAUAAUGGCAAAGAAUCAGAUGAAAUCAGAGAGUCUUCCAUAGUCUUGCCAAUCCAAUCCAAUAGGAAGGAGCAACAUCAAACGAAAAACAAUGACAAACUCUUGGUAUUGCAGUCUGAAGUUGAACAUUCUGUGGAAAGAUUCCUGCAAACCCGAAAAAAACUAACCAAUUUGAAGGCUUUAGAGGGCACCAGAGAGCUGGAAAAUAUUCUGGGCACUUCAGACAAGUCUGGUAACUUAAAAAUGGAAGUGAAAAAAUCCAGGAAACUGAUUGAGCAAGUCAGAAAGAGAAACCUGCGAAAACCGGGUGCUGCUAGAUUUUCUACUCAAGAGAAUCUCCAACCUGCCAAUAGCUUUGCAUUCCUGAAAUCUCUCAUUGGCUAAGGUCUUAAGAAUAUAUCAAGCUUGGCUGCAAGAUUCUCCAACUGCCUGAUCCUACUUAAAAGGUUAAAAAAAACCCCUCCUGUAAAUCUAUCUCUCCAGCAAAUACCAGCUAAGGAUUGCUCAGUGUACCAGGCAGGUGCACAUCUAGAUACAGUUUCUUGCAUCUAAUUUAAACUUUACAAUCUGUACAGCUAGUUAAUCUCAAUGUAAAUAAUACACUUGCCAUAGCUUUUUAUGCAAAUAUGUAAUGGCAUAAAUUGUAUUCUUUCUAUUCCUUUCUAAACCCAAGAAAACUUGCCUGAUGUUGGUAAAAAUUCUUUAAUAAGCUUUUCACUACAUUUUUAAAGAAGGCCUACUUUUAGAGAUGGAUGCUAUUUCCCAGGCCUUCAAA